AUGGCGGUUAAGCUUGACAUGGCCAAAGCCUUUGCUAGAGUGAAGUGGUCUUUCAUUGUUGCCAUCCUUUGUAAAUUUGAAUUCCCUUCUCGGUUCACCCAAUUGGUCUCUACUUGUAUCUCCACUGCCACCUUUCAAUUUAAUGUUAAUGAAAAGGUGGCUGGAUAUGCCAAUUCAAUCAGAGUUCCCAGGCGUGCUCCUGCUAUUUCCCAUCUUCUGUUUGCGGAUGAUAGCUUCCUUUUCUGUAAGGCCUCUAUUCAGUCUUAUAAUAUCAUUAAAGAGGUCCUUGCGGUGUAUGAAAGGGCUACGGGGCAAAAAGUGAACUUCCAAAAAUCCUCUCUAUACUUCUCUCCAAAUAAGAAUAAAGUUUUCUCUAAAGGGGGGAAGGAAAUUCUUCUCAAGUCUGUCAUUCAGGUUAUCCCCACCUAUACCAUGGCCUGCUUUCGCAUCCCCUCAGCCACUUGCCACUCUCUGGAGUCUAUUAUGGCUAAUUUCUGGUCUAAAAAAGAUGGUGGACUUGGAUUUCGUUCCCUAGUUCACUUCAAUCAGGCUCUGCUAGCUAAGCAAGCUUGGCGCAUCUUGAAACAACCAAACUCAAUUGUGUCAAAAAUUUUGUUUGCCAGAUAUUAUCCAAAUUCAUCUUUCCUAAACAGCACGUUAGGUCACUCGCCCUCUUUUGUUUGGCGUAGUAUUUGUUGGGGAAAAGAGUUGUUGCACAAAGGACUUAUUUCUAAGAUUGGUAACGGGCAAAACACCUUCACCACCCGGGAUCAUUGGAUACCGGGCUUCUGUCAGAUUACCCCUCUUUCCUCUGUCCCUGAUAAGGCUGCCUCUUUUAUCACUCCUUCCAUGACUUGGGACAUAUCUUCGUUGAGGAGGUGUUAUCCUUCCCAUGUUGUUGACAUGAUACUCUCUAUUCCUCUUCCUCUCCGCCCUUCUAGUGACGAGUUGAUUUGGGGGCACUCCAACUUAGAAAUUUACACGGUCAAAACAGGAUACCACCUCAACUAUUCUUCAUUGACCCCUCCUGAUAUUCCGACUUCUUCCUCUCCCUCACCUUGGUGGAAAAACUUAUGGCACCUAAAAAUUCCCCCCAAGGUGAAACACUUUACUUUUCGUGCUACCAAUUCCACCCUCCCCACCCUCAAAAACCUAGCCUCUAGGAAAAUCAUUCAGUCUUCGGUUUGUGAUCGGUGUGGAAAUCUAGAAGAAUCGGUGUCACACGCCUUGUUCUACUGUAAGAGCAUUCGAAGAGUCUGGAAAGGUACGCAUUUUUCUCCUUAUAUUUUUUCUUGCUCUACUGAAAUUACUUUUCAUGAUAUUGCACAUAUGGUUUAUGUCUCAUUAUCCAAAGAAGAUGUAGAACUCUUUCUUUGUACUGGUUGGCUUAUCUGGUUUAACAGGAAUAAAGCUCUUAGAGGACAGGCACAUGAUCAGGCCCAUGCCAUUUCGAACUUAGCAAGAAGCUUCUUGGAUGACUACAACCUUCCAACAUCAGCCCACUCUCCUCUUGCCCGUUCAAGCAGGUCCUCAGCUCCUACAUCAUGGUCUCCUCCUGAUCCUAGUCGCCUCAAGCUAAAUCUGGAUGCAGCAAUUCCCAAUGACAGAUCGAAGGCUGGGUUUGGUGAAACAGACUGCAAAGCUAUCACAGAUGCGGUGAACUUCCCCAAAGACGACAUCUCGAUUUUUGGCGAUCUUAUAAGGCAAAUCAAGGAAGCUUUGUCUCAACUCCCUGCUGCCCAAAUAUCUCAUGUUAAUCGUUCCGCUAAUACAUUUGCAGACAGGCUGGCUCAAUGGGCUUCGGGGUUAGAUGAAGCUGCUAUUUGGAUUGGCGAUGACCCUUGCAAUCUUAGUGAUUUUCUUUUUCUCUAG
Messenger RNA from Cannabis sativa, 1872 nucleotides. RefSeq lists its product as uncharacterized. Bases 1 to 1872 code for a protein of 623 amino acids. The transcript is spliced from 5 exons. The record is from RefSeq and is a predicted model, not a curated record. Lineage: Eukaryota; Viridiplantae; Streptophyta; Magnoliopsida; Rosales; Cannabaceae. Gene Ontology annotation, molecular function: RNA-DNA hybrid ribonuclease activity; nucleic acid binding.